Messenger RNA from Pan troglodytes (chimpanzee), 6519 nucleotides. It is a transcript of the gene HBS1L, whose product is annotated as HBS1 like translational GTPase. The transcript has 5 exons. The record is from RefSeq and is a predicted model, not a curated record. NCBI's taxonomy places the organism in Eukaryota, Metazoa, Chordata, Mammalia, Primates, Hominidae. Gene Ontology annotation, molecular function: GTP binding; GTPase activity. The coding region runs from base 225 to 2123 and encodes 632 amino acids.
AGUGCGCAUGCGCCCUCAGGGAGGCGGCCAGUGACCCUGAGGCAUUGCCGUCGCGCGGUGCACAGAUAAGACGUCGCGCUUGCGCAGGCGCUCGGCGCAGAGGCCUGCGGGAAGCCAAGAUGGCGCAUAGGGGUUCUCCAGGCUGCAGUUGGCGCCUUAUCAGUAUCUAAGCGGAGUGUUUUGGAAGGAGUUAAGGGGCUGUGGCAAACGCCCUCUCCGCCGUCAUGGCCCGGCAUCGGAAUGUUCGAGGCUAUAACUACGAUGAAGAUUUUGAAGAUGAUGAUCUCUACGGCCAGUCUGUAGAGGAUGAUUAUUGUAUUUCGCCGUCAACAGCUGCUCAGUUUAUUUAUUCACGGCGUGACAAACCUUCCGUUGAGCCUGUGGAAGAAUAUGAUUAUGAAGAUCUGAAAGAAUCUUCCAAUUCUGUUUCGAACCAUCAGCUCAGUGGAUUUGAUCAAGCUCGUCUUUAUUCAUGCCUUGAUCACAUGAGAGAGGUACUUGGAGAUGCUGUGCCAGAUGAAAUAUUAAUUGAAGCAGUUCUGAAGAACAAGUUUGAUGUGCAGAAGGCUUUGUCAGGGGUUCUGGAACAAGAUAGAGUGCAGAGUUUGAAGGACAAGAAUGAGGCAACAGUAUCUACAGGAAAGAUAGCAAAAGGAGUCUUAUUUUCUUCUUCUGAAGUUUCAGCUGAUAAUGUUCAAAGUUCUUAUCCUCAGUCAGCAAAUCAUUUGGAUUAUAGUAGCAAACCCUUUGAUUUUGCUAGCUCAGUAGGAAAAUACGGAUUAUCUCAUAAUUCUUCAGUUCCAACUCACUGUUUACUCCAUAGAAAAAAGAAACUUGACACACGUAAAAGUGAAAAGAAACUAGAAUCAUGUAAGUUAACAAAAGAACUUUCACUAGCUAACCUAAUUCAUGAUAUGUCAAGAGAUUCCUGUGAAAGUCAGCCAUCAGUCAGAUUAUCAUCUACAGACAGUCUGGAAAGUCUGCUUUCAAAGAACCUAGAUGCCGAUUUGUUGAGACCUCAUGCGUCUGAAUGCAUUUCCAAAGAUGAUUCUGCAUUCAAAGAAAUACCAGAUUUAAAGACCAUAAUCAUAAAGGGCACAACACUGAAUAAUUCUUUAUAUAUUCAAAAUAAUUCACUGUCUGAUUUUCAAAACAUUCCAGUACAGGACAGUUUAGGAAGUUCAAAUAAUCCUUUGUACUUAACUAGCUCGUUGGAAAAUAUGACUGUUGAUAAUUUAAAUGCUAGUAAAGAAACUGAAGUUGGAAAUGUUUCUUUAGUUGAACAAAGUGCCAAGAAUCACACUUUUAAAAAUGAUAAUUUGCAGUUUUCUCAGUGUGAAAGUCCAUCCCUAACUGAACUGUUUCAGGAACACAAAGAAAACAAUAUAAGCCAGUGCUUUACUUUAUCUGACCUUUGUAACCAGUCAUCUGCCAGUUUCACAGAUCUAAGUUUGGGAUCCUUUCCCCUGUCACAAUUAGCAAAUCGCUGUCAGUCUUCACCCGGAAUAUCAGAAUUAACAGGAUCUCUGUCAUCAUUGGCAUUUCAUAAAGCUUCUCCCACAAGAGACCUUGAGAAUUUGUCACUUUCUGAAUUGAUUGCAGAAACAAUUGAUGUAGACAACUCUCAGAUUAAGAAAGAGUCCUUUGAGGUCAGUUUAUCUGAAGUGAGGUCUCCUGGAAUAGAUUCAAAUAUUGAUCUUAGUGUCCUUAUAAAAAACCCAGAUUUUGUUCCAAAGCCUAUAGUAGACCCAUCCAUUGCUCCAUCAUCACGAACUAAAGUUCUAAGUUCAAAGCUAGGGAAGAAUUCCAAUUUUGCUAAGGAUAAUAAGAAAAACAACAAAGGCUCUCUGACUAGGAAACCACCUUUUUCUCUCUCUUGGACCAAGGCCCUUGCUGCUAGACCUUCAGCUUUUGCCUCAACACUGUGUCUUCGUUACCCACUGAAAAGCUGCAAGCGACGCACCCUUGACCUCUAUAAGACUUUUCUUUAUAGUAGACAAGUUCAAGAUGUAAAGGACAAAGAAAUAAGUCCACUUGUAGCGAUAACACCAUUUGACUUCAAAUCAGCAUCACCUGAUGACAUUGUAAAAGCUAAUCAAAAAAAAGCAUUUACUAGAGAAUAGUAACAAAAGGAAAACUUGAUUGCUGUUGUAGAGCUUUUUAUUUUUAAUUAAAGUCUUCAGAGGAUCACUUUAUAUUAUGGGAUUCAAAUUCUGAUUUUUAUGAAAAUUGUCGUAGGUCAGUUGAUUAGUUGAUACGUAUUUUUGCACUGAUUUUUUUUUUAACUAUGUCUUCUUUCAGUGAUAACUGGCUUUAUUUAAGUUGGUAACCUAUACUGAGUAUAUGUUUACAAAGUGGAUAUGGAAACUUGAUGUUGUGAAAUCAGACCUCAGAUAUUUUUGUUUGAAGCAUUCAACUUUCUAUGUUUUUUAUAAUGAAAUAUUUUUUUCUAUGAAAUAUUUUUGUGCUUUGUUCUUAAACGAAAAUGCCAGCACUUGGGAUUAUUAUAGUUUAGUGUGAAGAUUAUUCUUAUGUGGCACAGCAUAACUGAGACGUUAUAUUUUAAAAUAUGAUAUAAUUCCUAGUUUCAUUAUUUUUCUGUAAAUACUAAAAUUUUUCUAUUAGAAAAUCUUAAAAUUCCUGACUUUUGAGAGUACUGUGGAGAUUGUUGAAAUACAUUUUUGAUAAUAAUAAAAUGAAAAUCUUUUAAGGGACCAUGUAAAUAUAGAAGUUGGAUUAAUAUGUGAAUUAUUUUUAUACAUUUUUAAAAACCAUUUGUCCUAAGUAUACACUUUAAAAUAAAUAUAUAAAAAGUGUUUUCAAGUAUGGUUGCAUGUUCUUUGAAUGGAGAAUUUUACCAGAUCUCUUUAGCUUCUGCUGCUGCUGCUGCUGCUUUUUUUUCUUUUUUUUUUUUUUUGAGACAGAGUCUCGCUCUGUUGCCCAGGCUGGAGUGCAGUGGCGCGAUCUCUGCUCACUGCAAGCUCCGCCUCCCAGGUUCACGCCAUUCUCCUGCCUCAGCCUCCAGAGUAGCUGGGACUACUGGUGCCCACCACCACACCCGGCUAAUUUUUUUCUUUUUUGUAUUUUUUUUAGUAGAGAUGGGGUUUCACCGUGUUGGCCAGGAUGGUCUCAAUCUCCUGACCUCAUGAUCCGCCCGCCUUGGCCUCCCAAAGUGCUGAGAUUACAGGCGUGAGCCACUGCACCCGGCCUGUUCUUAUUAUUUUUUUUAAGAUGGAGUCUCUCUCUGUCGCCAGGCUGGAGUGCAGUGACGCUCACUGCAGCCUCCGCCUCCCGGGUUCCAGUGAUUCUCCUGACUCAGCCUCCUGAGUAGCUGGGACUACAGGUGCAUGUCACCACACCCAGCUGAUUUUUGUAUUUUUAGUAGAGACGGGGUUUCACCAUGUUGGCCAGGAUAGUCUUGAUCUCUUGACCUUGUGAUCCACUGCCUAGGCCUCCCAAAGUGCAGGGAUUAUAGGUGUGAGCCACCAUGCCCGGCCUAACUUGUUCUUUACAGUAAGUAAUGGAAUGUGGAGUUUUCCUUUUUGCCACUGACAGUUGUGUGCCCCACAGUGACAAAGUUUCAGCAAUGGAGGAUCAAUAGAAGCUUUUCUAAUCAGUAGAAUAAUUAUGUAAUUCAUCCCUUAAAGCAGUGGUUCUCAACUAGCAAUCAGAAUCACUGGAGGAAUUACUUCAGAACACAGAUCCUGUGGCUUCACUCCAUAUAUGCUGAAGCAGUCUCUGUGGAAUGGCAUUUGGGAAUGUGUAUUUUCAAAAUUAUUCCCCAAAAUGUGUAUUUCUGUUUGAGAACCAUUGCCUUAAAGGGAGAAAUCAGUAGAAUGAGUUAUCAAUGCCAAGAAUAACAUCUGACCAACUUGAAUGAAUAAUUUCUAGAAAUCAGGAAUACCAAGGAAAAAUGCUACUUAGGAAUUAAUGGCCCUUUGUGUAAAAUGAUGGAGAUAUUAUUAGUAUUCCUUGGAAAAAUAUAAUACAGUAGUAUCUAAAAUGUUAUUUUAUUAGUUUUUUUGAGACAGAGUCUCACUCUGUUCCCCAGGCUGGAGUGCAGUGGCAUGAUCUCAGCUCACCGCAACCUCCGCCUCUCGGGUUCAAGCGAUUCUCCUGUGUCAGCCCCCCGAGUAGCUGGGAUUACAGGUGCGUGUCACCACACCUGGCUAAUUUUUGUAUUUUUAGUACAGACGGGGUUUCACCACGUUGGCCAGGCUGGUCUCAAACUCCUGACCUCAGAUGAUCCGCCCACCUCGGCCUCCCAAAGUGCUGGGAUUACAAGCGUGAGCCACCACGCCUGGCCAAAUAUUUUUUUUAAUGAAAAUAAAAAGGCUGGUCUUUUCCCAGUAAAUAUUUUUUCUCACUUUACUGUGCAUUUGAUAAUUUUUUGUAUUACUUUUGUUUCUGUUUAUUUUCAGAAUGACAUUCUAAAAUUUUAAUCUGUGUCAUGUUUUUAUAUUCAGUAUUUUGAUGGGAAAAGUUAAGAUGGCAUUAUGUCUUUUUUUUUUUUUAAACCAAACACUUCUUGAUUUCUUGUGUUGUCUUCAGGUUUUUGUUUUUAAUUGAAUGUAUCAGUGCACCAUAAUACUAAUGCUUAGGACAUCAUUUAAAUCACAAGCUAUAUUUUGUGAAUGAUUUUAAAAUUUGAGUUAUCCCAGUGGUUGAGAUUGUUUUUCUAGUCUUGAAUCUUGAUCAAACAUUUUAGUAACUUUGAAUUAGUAUAUGACUGAACUAGAUGUAUAUAUUAGCAGUCUCCAACUUAGGAGUGAAUUAAUUGAAUUAUAAGAGUUUGUAACUGAUGAUAAUUACUGAUAGGUUAAGUGCUGCACAAGUGGUCCACAUUGCACAUGAAUCCCCAAAUACUUAUGUAAUCUACACUGUAGUUGAAUAGCAGCACUAUUGUGUUACCUUCUUUUAUAACAAAGUAAUUUUCAAGUGGAAGUGCAAUACUUUUAAAACCAUAUAGUAGACCUUCUAGGGUGAACUAGGUCUCCAUUUGUUGGCUGAUUAGGGUUGUAACUACUAGGUAUGAGAUUCUUUUGGUGGGGAAAAAAUUAGAUAUUAUAGGGUGGUAAGAGAAGGCAACAAUAUCUUAAAUAGGUUUCCAGGCUUCCUAUUUUCCUUGGCUUGGCUGCUGGUCUGUCAGGCAUGUACAUGACAAGUACUUGCCCUGUUGACUAAGGGAGUGUCACAGUCUCUUUGAGACUGCGAAGGUGGAACUGAGCAGACCUUUCCACCUUCCACCCUUGGCCAUCGAUCCUUGGUAAAAAGCCAAGUGUCUGCUUAUUCAUGAAUACACUCCUUGUGAUGAUUGUUGGCACUAAGUGUAUAUUCUGUACCAGCUGCUGUUUAUUGAUUGCUGUCUUAGUAGCUCAGGUAUGCUACGUGUUUUAGUUGACUUUAUUUUCCAGUUCAGCUGUAAAUUUUAAGAUGCAAAGCUGUUUUUAUUUGCAUUAUUAUCAAGGGCAUUAAUAAUUUACUUUAGGAAUAGAAAUAAUAUUGUAAUUAUAUUCUAAAUGAUAUAAAAUACAUUAUAAACAAUUUUUGCUCUUCACUCUUUUUGGUUUCUUAAAAGAUCUGAUGUUGUUCAUGGAUGGAUGUUUUGUCCUUUUGCAUUCUAAAGUCUUUAGGUGGCUCUUUUGGAUAUGAUUCUUCUUGCAAUAAAUUGCCAAGAACCAGGGUUUCAUUUCUGUACAGAGCACUUUUUAAAACUUUUCCUUUUUAAACUUUUCCUUUUUCCUAGUUACUAAACUGGCAUUUUAACCUCUUUUUCUCCUUUUAGCUUUGAAUCUGUCUUUCUUAAACUUGUCUUUUACUCUUUUUCUUCUCAUAUGUAUUAAUAACUAUAGUCAGUGUUUUAUAUUUAGUUUUUAGUACUCAGUGGGAGGUCACGUAACUAAUUGUCAUACCAGGGAUAAAACUAAUAAGGUGCUCAUUUUUUGUAAGUAAAAGGAACCACUGAAGAUAAAAUACGGUUAUAGAGAAGAAUAAUGAGUUCUCAUAUGAUUAUUUACCUUUUUAAAUUGACCCUGAAUCUGUAUGUGGACCAUUGCAAAUAAACAAGUAUACAUUGUAUGUUGAGAAAGUACUGUGUAUCAACAUGUUUUUUGUGUUCAUGCAGGUAUAUAUUUGGUUAUAAAGUCAGUUUUAUAAUAGUUUAGAAAUUGUUUUAUAUAUAAACAGAUUAUAUAUAAAUGUGGACUAGACAGGGAGGGAUUAAUAUGAAUUUCUAUACUAGUUUUCCUUUACCUAUAUAUUUAUAAUGACAUAAAGCUCAGCUUAUGCAGUUAUACAGUUUUAAUUUUUAGAUUGUAGAAAAUUUGUCACGUUUUGAAAAUAUAUUUUGUAAAAGCUACAUUGAAAGAAAUUAAAAUUCUGAGAUUUUCCUAAAUCAAAUGUAAAAACAUACAAUCUAUCCAUUAGGAUUUUCUAUAUAAACUUGAUAUUUCUGAAUGGUCUUUUACUCAUUUAUGCUGAAAGUACUGUUUUAUUUCUAUAAACAAAUUAAAAAACAAA